Cyanidioschyzon merolae strain 10D is the source of this 597-nucleotide messenger RNA. RefSeq lists its product as hypothetical. The coding region runs from base 1 to 597 and encodes 198 amino acids. Lineage: Eukaryota; Rhodophyta; Bangiophyceae; Cyanidiales; Cyanidiaceae. The record is from RefSeq and is a predicted model, not a curated record. The transcript has a single exon. Gene Ontology annotation, biological process: protein catabolic process; proteolysis.
AUGGAACUGUUUCGAAAAAUGAAAGCUUGCAACGGCCUACUCGGUUUUUGUUCUUGGUAUACGGAUAUCGGCAAACUGGACUCGACUUUGCGGCAACGACGAGAACGUUUGCGUUGUCGAGUGCGGCGUGCGGUGGUAGCUGGAGCAGCGGCUUCUUCGCUCGACGGGUCGCGCACGCAUGCACGCGGGACACCAGGACACCGACUGGUGCGAGGGCAGAUGCCCGCGCCUAAAAUUGGGCGGCCGAAAACCGAAGUGAAGCGAGAGACCUUCCGUAUGCCAGAACCGGUAAAGGAGGUCGAGGCAGAAGCGGGCGCUGUUCGAGGGCGCCCGAAAACGAAGCGUGUGACGGACACGGAGUUCGUGCCGAUGUGGAAAGUGAUUCUACUAGGCGACAAAGAAUAUGAGGAAAAGCACGUCAUAGAAUCGCUAGUGAAGACCAUCCCAAAAAUGGACAAGGAGGAGGCGCGACGAAUUUUCAAAGAGGCCCAAGCUGUUGGGGAAUCUGUGGUUACCGUUGUCGCUCAGGAGCACGCCGAGUUCUACGCGACGAUGCUGCGGCGAUGCUCGCUUUACGUGCGAAUCGAACCGGAGUGA